AUGCAGGUGGAGAAGCAGACCGCGGCCCUGCGUGACGCCAUCAGCCGGCCGCUGAUGCGGGCGGCGGACCUGCUCAAGAAGGACAUCCACGACCACGACGACGAGCUCGACGAGGAGGGGGCCCGUGCCCCCAUGAUCUACCUGGGCGCCGAGGGCGCCCCCCACCACAGCAGCAGCGCCUCGGCCUCGCGCCGCGCCUCGCGCGCGGCGCCGCCGUCGCGGCGCGCCAGCCUCCCCCACGGGGACGACCGGCCGCCGCCGACGGGGAGCGGCGGGGGUUAUGAAAAGCUCUGA
Molecule: messenger RNA, 294 nt
Organism: Monoraphidium neglectum
Lineage: Eukaryota; Viridiplantae; Chlorophyta; Chlorophyceae; Sphaeropleales; Selenastraceae
Exons: 2
Coding region: 1-294 (97 amino acids)
Source: RefSeq, a predicted model, not a curated record